Messenger RNA from Penicillium manginii, 549 nucleotides. Its product is annotated as Ty1/Copia family ribonuclease HI. The coding region runs from base 1 to 549 and encodes 182 amino acids. Lineage: Eukaryota; Fungi; Ascomycota; Eurotiomycetes; Eurotiales; Aspergillaceae. The record is from RefSeq and is a predicted model, not a curated record. The transcript has 2 exons.
AUGGCUGACAACCAGUCCGCCAUUGCGCUUUCUCGCAAUCCCGAGUUCCACAAACGGACGAAGCAUUUCAAUGUGAAAUUUCACUAUCAGCGAGCGGUGCUGGAUGCAGGCGAGAUUCAGCUUCAAUAUAUUCCAACUGGGGAACAGGCCGCGGACGGUCUCACCAAACCAUUGGGACCUAUGGCCUUUGCCAAGUUUUGUAGUCUCUUAGGCGAGCGCGCAGAUAGCUUCAACUCCAGACGGAACCCUGCACGCGACCGAUCACCAACCAUCCAACCAAAUGCCCCAGCAGCACGAGCUACUUCGGUGGAUCCAUCAAAUCCCCAAACCCUACGAACCGAUGUUGCGAAACCACACGUCGAACGAAUCGACCAGAGAAAGGAAGAAGCCAGAUUCGCAACGCUCGAUACAGCCGCGGAGGUUAUAACCAGUAAAGAGGAAGCUACAGAUCCGGAAACAACCGUGAGCUCGCUCCAUUUCGUGGAUCAGGACCGCGAGGAGACUACCGGGGAAGUCGACGAUUCACUUAACUGUGUACACAGGACCUAG